This is a messenger RNA of Bombyx mori (domestic silkworm), 2021 nucleotides long. RefSeq names its product myrosinase 1. Gene Ontology annotation, molecular function: beta-glucosidase activity. The coding region runs from base 1 to 1515 and encodes 504 amino acids. The transcript has 12 exons. The record is from RefSeq and is a predicted model, not a curated record. Gene Ontology annotation, biological process: carbohydrate metabolic process. Lineage: Eukaryota; Metazoa; Arthropoda; Insecta; Lepidoptera; Bombycidae.
AUGUUGGUGGUAUCUUAUGUUCUAUGUUUCAGUUCAUUCCUUCAUCCGCUCUUGGCGAAUAAGGAAUUGCAUUUCCCGAGAUGGUUCAAGUUCGGUGCGGCCACGUCGUCGUAUCAGAUCGAAGGGUCCUGGAAUGUUAGUGACAAAACACCAAGUAUUUGGGACCAUUACACGCAUACACAGCCCCAUAGGAUCAAGGAUCACUCCAACGGAGAUGUUGCUUGUGACUCUUACAACCAGUACGAGAAGGACAUUGAGAUGGCCGAGCAGUUGGGACUUGAUUUUUAUAGGUUUUCUAUAUCCUGGCCAAGACUGUUGCCUGAGGGAUACCGCACUCGCAUCAGUUCAGACGGACGGCAAUACUACGACAAUUUGAUCAAUGGACUGCUAGACAGGGGGAUUGAACCUAUGGUCACUUUGUACCAUUCAGAUAUGCCGAAGAUAUUUCAAGAUUUGGGAGGCUGGGCCAAUCCUGAAAUGGCACAAUGGUUUGCCGAUUACGCGGACGUAGUAUUCUCUCUGUUCGGAGAUAGAGUGAAGCUUUGGAUCACGUUCAAUGAGCCUUUAGUUGCUUGUGAUAGCAGCUUACAAACUCUUGGCGUCGUCGAGCCAUUCUUGGCUCCAUAUUUGUGCACGAAGACUGUACUCAUGGCUCAUGCCAAAGCUUACCAUAAUUAUAAAGAUAACUAUAAGCCGAUGUAUCAAGGUAUUUCUUUGUUUACCCGAAGCUUUGCAUCCUUAUUGAUUGGCUUGUGCCUUAUUAGAGGAAAAUAUUUACAGAAAGAUAAGAGGCAUGUUUUAUUUUGUACAACGAUAAUAUCCGAGAGCUCCGCUCCGUUCGACGGCUCGAGCCAGAAUAUCAGAAUACCAGUAACGGUAUCUGAGAUCACGGGUCGGAAAUUCAUCGGGAACAGACAGACGCCGAUCCACGUGUUUGGAAAAGUCAGUAUCGCCCACGUCGCAUUUUAUUUCGGUGCAGAAACCCAAGACGAUGCGGAACUCGCGGAACUAUACCGGCAAUACAAUUUUGGUCGUUUUAUGCACCCAAUAUAUUCCAAGUCUGGAGGGUGGCCUGCAACCGUUGUAGAACUCAUGAAGAAUAUCAGCUCAGUCGAAGGGUUCCCGCGCUCUAGACUACCUCCGUUAACCAAACAUGAAGUUGAAUUCAUCAGAGGUGAGUUCCUAAUUUACCGUGUUUCAUCUCCAAAGGGCUCCGUAUUAAAUCGCUUUCACUUGGCCGGGCCGAUUCUACUUUGUAUUUACGAAGACGGAGCCAGAAUACACGGUUACACUUACUGGUCACUGAUGGACAACUUCGAAUGGCUUUACGGGUACACAUCAAAGUUUGGUCUUUACGACGUCGACUUCUCUGACGAGGGCCGGAAGCGCACUCCAAGACUCUCAGCCCAGUACUACUCAUACGUUAUCAAGAGCAGAUCGAUCGAUUCUAACAAGUGGAAGUCACAGAUGGAAGAUACAAACGACAACAAAAAACCUAUUGAUGAUGUCGCAUAAAAUAUUAUUGUUAAAUAAAUAUUUGUAAUAUUUUAUUAUUAUUAAAAUAAUAGACGAUUUGAUUCGUUCAAGUACAACAUAUUUAGAUUUAGUAACUCAAAACCACUCAUGUUGCACGUAGGGAUACCAGCAAUUUGGAACGCCUUGUGGUGACCGGUAAAAUAGAGGGGAAAAGGGGUAGAGGUCGGACCAAAUAGCGGAGGAACUGGGGAUACCUGUCAGCGACGCACGCCACCGGACUGCAGGGCGGGAUCGAUGGAGACAGCUGGUUGACGAAAUCAGCAGUGAGGGACCGAUCGAAGAGAGAACUCAAAACCAGUCAACAGAAAACACAUCCGGCGCAACAAUAUUCUUUGACGAGAAACAUUUCAAAGUACAACUUGUUUAAUGUAGGGUUAUUAUUGUCAAAAUUGAAAUUUGUUGUUCAUUUUUAGCGCAUAAUUUCCAAAAUUGUGUAUUACUGUUUUCCGGAGUUAUUAUCGUUAUAAAUAAACUAUUUCUUUAUC